CGUAGAAAAAGUUUUCAUCAACAGCCGCCAUUUUGCGCUGGAGAGACUGAGAAGAAUUUCGGAAUUUGUCGUGUAAAUUUUCUGUUUUUUCUUACAUCAUUUUAUCAUAAACUAUACCAUUCCGUGCAUUUUAAAGUGUUAAGUGAAAUCGUGUUGUUGGAUCGCUAAAAUAAGUUCUAUAAAGUGGCAAAAAUCUGGUGAUAUUGUUUUCAUUCAUUGUGCUAGUUCCGACGGAAGAUGGUGAGAGGGUCUGUGUAGCUCUUCGAUUCGGAGCUUUGUAAUGGCGAAUACUUAGUGAGAAUUUUUAAUAUGUGCCUUCAAUGGUGCGAAGGACAUCGAACGAUCGGGAUGUGGGUGAAUUACAUUAUAAUGAAUGACAAAUCGCUUUAAAAUGUUAUUUCUUGAAAAUAUAAGACAUAUAAGUGUUCUUUGAAUCGGCGGGCCGAAUAUUGACGACGGCUUACGUUUAGUAAACAGAGCCAUGGCCGAUCAUCAUGUGGAUGAACCGCCGAACAAGCGGGCUAAAAUGAUCCGGGACCCUUUCCAGGGUCCCUCGGACGCCGCAGAUGGGUUUUCUAACCUUGACAUGUUCGACCUCGAGAACAACCUCCCAGAUGAGCUCAUGGGGGGCUCGUGGGGCGAACAGACCGGCGUGCCGGGCCCCAAGCCCCCUGCGCAGGGCCCAGGUCCCGGGGGGCAGAUGGCCCCGCAGCAGCUCAACGGAGACGAUCCCACUGCUGCAAUGCAGCGGCAAGUUCAUAAUCACCUUAUUCAACAAGGCAAGGCUGGCUUAGUCGGCCACAACAACCCACUUGGAUUGGGUAGUUUAGGCAGCAAGAGUCCAAAUUUGCAGUCUCCCCCCAACGUUUCCGUGUCGAAGGACAUGAUGGGUGGCAUGCACCCGCAACUAAUGCCAAAUACAAGUCAUCCAAAUCAACUACAUUCGACCAUGCCGAUGAACUCUAUUCAAGGUGGUAUGGUGGCAAAUGUAGGAGGCAGUAUGAUAGUGACUAAUAGUAAUAUGACCAGUGCUGGGAUGCUCGGGAGCGGCAUCAUCAACAACGUAAACAAGCAGCUCCCGCUCAUGGGCAAUAACCAUCACGGGCCGCAGCACCAUCCGCACGCACAGGCGAUGGGCAACGGCCCGCUGGGCGGUCGCGUGAACGCCCUGGCGCCGGCGAUGCGCGGCGCGCUGCCGCACCACGCGCGCAUGUCGGCGCCGAGCGGCGGGCACCCCAUCGCGCCCUACCACCCCGCGUACGGCACGUCGCCCGGCGCGGCCGGCGUGCAGCCGCAGCGGCCGCAGGGGCUGCGCUUCGGCGCGCCCGAGCAGCAGGGCGGCCAGGCGCCGCAGGCCGUGCCGCCCGCGCCCAGCCCGCAGACCCCCGGCGCGCCCGCCGGCGGACAGAGCCAGCCCAGGUAUGUCUACUACAGCACGUCGCCCGGCGCGGCCGGCGUGCAGCCGCAGCGGCCGCAGGGGCUGCGCUUCGGCGCGCCCGAGCAGCAGGGCGGCCAGGCGCCGCAGGCCGUGCCGCCCGCGCCCAGCCCGCAGACCCCCGGCGCGCCCGCCGGCGGACAGAGCCAGCCGCAGGCCGCCACACAAGGUGCGGCGCCGCCCGGUCCCGGCGGCCCCCAACAGGCGCCCUCGGGCUCCAUCGCGGACCCGGAGAAGCGCAAGCUCAUCCAGCAACAAUUGGUGCUGCUGCUGCACGCGCACAAGUGCCAGCGGCGGGAGUCGCAGAACAACGGCGAGGUCUGGCAGUGCACGCUACCCCACUGCAAGACCAUGAAGGGUGUGCUCAAUCAUAUGAUGUCUUGUCAAGCCGGCAAGAACUGCGCAGUGCCUCACUGCUCGUCGUCUCGACAAAUCAUAAAUCAUUGGAAACACUGCAAUAAAAAUGACUGCCCUGUCUGCCUACCUCUCAAACAGGCGGACCGGUCUAGAAAUAAUACACAAAUAAAUGCAGCCGUCUCCGCGCCGCACUCGGGCGUGGCGCCCCCGGGGGUGGCGCCCGGGGGCGCGGCGGGCCCGGCGCCCCCGCAGCCGGCGCCGGACAUGAAGCGCGCGUACGAGGCGCUGGGCAUCGCGUGCCCCACCAGCGUGGGCAUGUUCCCGCGCGCGCGCCUGCCCGGCCAGGGCGGCCCGCCGCGCCCCCCUCUCACCGACGUGCAGCCCGCCCAGGGCCCCAUGCAGCCGCUCUUCCAGCACAUGCCCGACUCCAUGCAGCACCAGCAGCUGAUGGGAGCCGGCACAAUCCAACUUCCCGGCGGCCCCGUCACCGCCAACCCCGUCUCUGGCACGAAGGAGUGGCACCAGUCUAUAACAGCCGAUCUCAGAAACCAUCUUGUUCAUAAACUGGUGCAAGCUAUCUUCCCAACGCCAGACCCCACAGCAAUGUUAGAUAAGAGGAUGCACAACCUAGUAGCGUACGCGAGGAAAGUGGAAGGCGACAUGUACGAGAUGGCCAGCACGCGCUCCGAGUACUACCACCUGCUGGCCGAGAAGAUAUACAAGAUACAGAAGGAGUUAGAAGAGAAGAGACAGAAGAGGAAGGAGCAGCAGCUGCAAGCGCAGCAGCAGGGGCUGCAGCAGCCCGGCAUGCCUCCCGGUGGCAAGGUGAUGGCAGGCGCGCGGCCCCUGGGCCCCGGCAGCGUGGGCCCGGGCGCCGGGCCGGGGGCGGGGGUCGGCAUGCCCCGCGCGGGCGCGCCGCUGGGCAUGCGCAUCCCGUCGCCCGGCGUGGGCGUGGGCGUGGGCGGGCUGCUGGCGGGCGGCCGCGUGGCCUUCUCCGCCGCGCCGCCCGGGCCCUCGCCCGGCCUGCCGCCCACGCCCAACGGCGCGCAGCCCGGCAUGUCGCCCUUCCAGGCCAUGGCCUCGCCCGCCCCCGCGCCCCCGUCCGCGCCCCCCUGCGCCCCCGCCUCCGCUGCGCCGCAGUACGCGCCCGCUCUAGACCCCGCUCAACAGCAACAGCAGCAGCAGGUGCAAGCCGACCAAGCCAAGAUGCGACUGUCGGGCGGUCCGGCCGCCAGCCCCUUCAUGAACCACACGUUCGGGCGGGCGUCCCCCUCGCCGGGCCCGGGUGGGGGAGGGGUGGGGGUGGGCGCGCCGCCCCCCGCGACGCCCAGCACGCCGGCGCCGCCGACGCCCGCGCCCGCGCCCGCGCCCUCGCCGCCGCCGGACCCGGCGCCCGACGUGCGCGUCAAGGAGGAGCCCGUCGACCCCGACGCCGGCGGCAAGCACAUGCGCGACGAGCCCGCCGACUCCAACGCCGCCGCCGCCGCCGCCAUGCCCCAGCCCCAGACCAAUGACACCUUCGCCACCGUCAAGCAGGAGAUCAAGCAAGAAAUUAAGACGGAGGUUAAAGAGGAGCCCGUGGAAGCCACGGGCAGCGUCGAACCGGCAGGCGGUCCGAAGCGCAUAUUCGUGUUCAAGCCCGAAGACCUACGCCAAGCUCUCAUGCCGACGCUAGAGAAGCUGUUCCGCCUCGACGAGUCCGCGCCCUUCCGCCAGCCGGUGGACGCGCAGGCCCUCGGCAUCCCGGACUACUUCGACAUCGUCACCAAGCCCAUAGAUCUGUCCACCAUCAAGAUGAAGCUCGACCGCGGCGAGUACAAGGACCCCUGGGAGUACGUCGACGAUGUCUGGCUCAUGUUCGAUAACGCGUGGCUUUAUAAUAGGAAGAAUUCGAGGGUCUACAGAUAUUGUACAAAGCUGUCGGAGGUGUUCGAGCAGGAGAUUGACCCGGUGAUGCAGAGCCUGGGCUACUGCUGCGGGCGGAAGUACACGUUCAACCCGCAGGUGCUGUGCUGCUAUGGCAAGCAGCUCUGCACCAUCCCGAGGGACGCCAAAUACUUCAGCUACCAGAACAGAUACACCUUCUGCCAGAAAUGCUUCAACGACAUCCAGGGUGACACCGUCACGCUCGGCGACGAUCCCAUGCAGACGCAAACAGCGAUCAAAAAGGAUCAGUUCAAAGAGAUGAAGAACGACCACCUGGAGCAAGAGCCGUUCGUCGUCUGCAUGGACUGCGGUCGGAAGCAGCACCAGAUCUGCGUGCUGCACCACGACUCCAUCUGGCCCCAGGGCUUCUGCUGUGAUAACUGCCUCAAGAAGAAGGGGGCGAAGAGAAAAGAUAACAAGUUCUGCGCUAAGAGGCUGCCCUCCUCCAAGCUCGGCCAGUAUAUAGAGACUAGAGUCAACAACUUCCUUAAGAAGAAAGAGGCCGGGUCGGGCGAGGUGCAUAUCAGGGUGGUUGCGUCGUCAGAUAAGAUGGUGGAAGUGAAGCCCGGCAUGCGCUCGCGGUUCGUGGAGUCGGGCGAGCUGUGCGCCGAGUUCCCGUACCGCGCCAAGGCGUUGUUCGCGUUCGAGGAGGUCGACGGCGUCGACGUCUGUUUCUUUGGCAUGCAUGUCCAGGAAUACGGGAGCGAAAGUCCAUCACCGAACACGAGGCGUGUUUACAUAGCAUAUCUAGACUCGGUACACUUCUUCAACCCGCAGCAAUACCGGACGGCGGUGUACCACGAGAUACUAUUAGGUUACCUAGACUACGCCAAGCAACUCGGCUACACCAUGGCCCACAUCUGGGCCUGCCCGCCCUCGGAGGGCGACGACUACAUUUUCCACUGCCAUCCGCCUGAGCAAAAAAUACCCAAACCCAAAAGACUACAGGAGUGGUACAAGAAAAUGUUAGACAAGGGUAUUAUAGAGAGGAUAAUUUUAGACUACAAGGAUAUUCUUAAGCAAGCGAUGGAGGACAACAUCUCGUCGGCGGCGGAACUGCCGUAUUUCGAGGGGGACUUCUGGCCUAAUGUGCUCGAGGAGUCCAUCAAGGAGCUCGACCAGGAGGAGGAGGAGAAAAGAAAACAGGCUGAAGCCGCUGAGGCAGUGAUAUUCCAGUCGUCGGAGGACACCGAGGCAGGUCCCGACGGCAAAAAGAAGGGCCAGAAGAAAGCCAAAAAGUCGAACAAGUCGAAAGCGGCGCAGAGGAAGAACAGCAAGAAACAGAGCGACCAGCAGCAGGGCAGCGACCUCAGUGCGAAGAUAUUCGCGACGAUGGAGAAACACAAGGAGGUGUUCUUCGUCAUUAGGCUACAUUCCGCGCAGUCUGCUGCCAGCUUAGCGCCGAUCGGGGACCCCGACCCCCUGGUGAACUGCGACCUGAUGGACGGACGCGACGCCUUCCUCACCAUGGCGCGCGACCGCCACUACGAGUUCUCCUCCACGCGACGAGCGCGCUUCUCCACGCUCUGCAUGCUCUACGAGCUGCACAACCAGGGCCAGGACAAGUUCGUCUACACCUGCAACUCGUGCAAGUCCCACGUUGAGACGCGCUACCACUGCACCGUCUGCGACGACUUCGACCUCUGCGUGCCCUGCUACGAGAAGGAGGGCCACCCGCACCGCAUGGAGAAGCUCGGCCUCGACAUCGACGUGGGCUCCUCCCCCGGCGACAUGAAGCAGGCCAACCCGCAGGAGGCGCGCAAGCUCUCCAUCCAGCGCUGCAUCCAGUCGCUGGUGCACGCGUGCCAGUGCCGCGACGCCAACUGCCGUCUGCCCUCGUGCCAGAAGAUGAAGCGCGUCGUCGCGCACACCAAGAUCUGCAAGCGGAAGACGAAGGGCGACUGCCCGAUCUGCAAGCAGCUGAUCGCGCUGUGCUGCUACCACGCGAAGCACUGCCAGGAGACCAAGUGCUCGGUGCCGUUCUGCUCGAGCAUCAAGCAGAAGCUGAAGCAGCAGCAGGUGCAGCAGCGCGUGCAGCAGCAGCAGCUGCUACGGCGGCGCAUGGCGGCCAUGAACACGCGCGGCAUGCCGCCGGCGGGCCCCAGUCCGCCGCCCGCGCCGCCGCUGGGCUCGCCGCCGCCCUCCAAGCCGCAGCCGCACGCGCUGCCCCACAACGUGCAGAAGGCGCUCCAGCAGGUGCAGGAAGAGGCGGCGCGGCAGCAGGCGCCGUCGUACGGCAAGCAGGCGGCCGUGGGCGCGCCGCGCGGCGCCGACUGGGCCGCGCGCUACCGCGCAGGCGCGCCGCCCCCCCUCCACCACCCCCUGCACCCGCGACACGUGCACCCCGCCGCGCUGCAGCAGCACCACCCCGUCGCGCUGCAGCAGCACCAGCUCCUCGCCUCGCUGCAGCACCACACGCCGUUGCAGCAACAAACCCAACAGCAGCAGCAACAACAGGCGCAGCAGCAGCAAGUCCAGCAGCAUCAAGUGCAGCAGCAGCAGCAAGUGCAGCAGCAGCAGCAACAGCAGCAGGCGGCGCAGCAGCAGGCGGCGGCGGCGGCGCGGGUGGGCGCCGUGGCGGCGGGCGCGGGCGCGGGCGUGGCGCCGGGGGGCGUGGCGCCGGGGGGCGCGGGCGCGGCGCCGGGGGGCGCGGCUCCGCAGAUGCACCAGAAGGCGCUGCAGCAGCUCAUGGCCACGCUGCGCUCGCCCACCAGCCACAACCAGCAGCAGGAGAUCCUGCAGAUACUCAAGUCCAACCCGCCGCUCAUGGCCGCCUUCAUCAAGCAGCGACAGAACGCCCAGAACCAGCAAGCGGCUGGCAACGUGGGCGGCGUGGGCAACGUGAGCGGCGUCGGCGUCGGCGUCGGCUCGCUCGGCGUCGGCGUCGGCGCGCAGCAGCCGCUGCAGCACAUGAUGCAGCAGCCGCGCAUGCAGCCCAUGCAUCAGAUGCUGCCCCAGCAAGGACAGGUCGGCGGUCCCCCCGGAGGUGUCGGCGUCGGCGUCGGCUCGGUGGGGGGAGUGGGAGUGGGAGUGGGCGGCGUGGGGCCGGGGGGCAUGGGCCCCGGCAUGGCGCACGGCGCGGCGGGCUGGCUGCGCGCGGGUGUGGGGGUGGCGCCGGCGGGCGUGCGGCCGUACGGCGUGCGGCACGGCGCGCGCUACUUCGGCGCGGGCGCGCUGCCCCGCUCGCCGCCCGCCUCCUCCCCGCGGCCGGCGGGCGAGCUGCUGCUGCUGCGACAGUCGCCCGCGCCGCCGCCGCCGCACCCGCCGGACGACCAGCUGCCGCCGAUGACGCCGCAGGACCAGCUGACCAAGUUCGUCGAACAGUUGUAGUGUACAUAGUGCCGCGCCUUGUAAAUAUAGCCGGCGCCCAAAGCCCGACCCCGCCCUAUUUAUUUACGAUGAAAUUAUCGUUAGCGACGACUAAAUUAAGUAUUAUGAACGAAUCGAGCGCUCAAUGUACAAAUUGUAAAUAUGAG
This is a messenger RNA of Cydia strobilella, 7194 nucleotides long. It is a transcript of the gene nej, whose product is annotated as CREB-binding protein-like. NCBI's taxonomy places the organism in Eukaryota, Metazoa, Arthropoda, Insecta, Lepidoptera, Tortricidae. Gene Ontology annotation, biological process: positive regulation of transcription by RNA polymerase II. Gene Ontology annotation, molecular function: histone acetyltransferase activity; chromatin DNA binding; transcription coactivator activity. The record is from RefSeq and is a predicted model, not a curated record. Gene Ontology annotation, cellular component: nucleus; transcription regulator complex; histone acetyltransferase complex.